UCACCUCCUGUGUCACUGAAGAAAUUAUAGACAGUGGAGUAACAGAGAAAGUGCAAAGACAGAAUGUGCCUAGGUCAAUAUUCUGGACAUUUUUGUUUAGUUUUUGUGUGCUUGUGUUAAAAGUACCAACUAUAAUCAAAGACUUCUGGAAUAAUAUUUUUGGAGAAGAAGGAGCAAAGACUUGAAUCUCGUGCACUCAGCGUCAUGCCGGCUGGGUUUCAGCAGUUGGGAGGGGAGAGAAUAACUGGAACCCUCGCACUGUCAGUGUUCACAGCUGUACUGGGUUCCUUUCAAUUUGGGUACAACAUUGGAGUCAUCAAUGCUCCUCAGAAGAUCAUUGAGCAGGACUAUAACUCAACAUGGACAGAAAGGUACUCAGAACCAAUUCCUCCACCAACAUUGACGUCUCUUUGGUCACUCUCUGUGGCCAUUUUCUCCAUUGGUGGCAUGCUGUCCUCCUUCUCUGUUGGAAUUGUCUCAGAGUUCUUUGGCAGGAGGAAAGCAAUGCUUAUCAACAACCUCCUUGCAUUUAUUGGUGGAGGUCUGAUGGGGAUGUCCAAAAUCAGCCGAUCAUUUGAAAUGAUGAUUUUAGGACGCUUUACUAUUGGGGCAUAUUGUGGGUUAGCAUCAGGAUUGGUGCCCAUGUAUGUGGGUGAGAUUGCCCCUACCAGUCUGAGAGGAGCUCUGGGCACAUUGCACCAGCUAGCCAUCGUCACUGGCAUUCUAAUAGCCCAGGUUUUAGGACUUGAAUCCCUGUUGGGCAGUGAGAAUCUGUGGCCAGUGCUGCUGGGUAUUACGGUACUCCCCACAUUCCUGCAGAUGGCGCUAUUGCCUUUCUGUCCAGAGAGUCCACGCUUCCUCUAUAUCAUCCGUUGCCAAGAGCACCAUGCAAAGAGUGCUUUACGGCGUCUGACAGGGCGUCUGGAGGUCAGUGAUGACCUGGCUGAGAUGAAGGAAGAGAAGAGGAGGAUGGACAUGGAGAGGAAAGUGUCCAUUACUGAGCUUUUCCGCUCUCCUCUAUACAGGCAGCCCAUCAUCAUCUCCAUCAUGCUGCAACUAUCCCAGCAGCUGUCAGGAGUUAAUGCUAUCUUCUAUUAUUCUACGGAUAUCUUCAAGAAGGCUGGGGUGGAGAGUCCAGUAUAUGCCACCAUAGGUGCUGGAGUUGUCAACUGUGCUUUCACUGUGGUCUCGCUCUUCCUGGUGGAGAGAAUGGGCCGCCGGACACUCCACAUGCUAGGACUUGCUGGAAUGUGUAUCUGUGCCAUCAUUAUGACAAUUGCCCUCACAUUACUGGAGACUGUGCCUUCGAUGAGCUACAUUAGCAUGAUGGCCAUUUUUGGUUUUGUGGCUUUCUUUGAGGUGGGGCCGGGUCCUAUCCCUUGGUUCUUUGUGGCUGAGCUCUUCUCACAGGGACCCAGACCAGCAGCCAUGGCAGUAGCUGGCUGCUCCAAUUGGACUGCCAACUUCAUCAUUGGCAUGGGGUUCCAGUAUGUUGCUAACCUCUGUGGUCCAUACGUUUUCCUCAUAUUUGCUGUGCUGCUCCUUUUCUUUCUACUCUUCACAUUCUUCCGGGUUCCUGAGACACGAGGGAAGACUUUCGACCAGAUUUCAGCCACCUUCCACCGUCACCCACAAAACACGAUGGACAUGGACCUGGACAUGGCUCAAGGGAAGCACAGUACAGAACUAGACUACCUAGGAUCUGAUGAGAUAGAUAACUGAAGCCUGAAAUUGAGGGAGAUGGUGGACAGGGGCCAGAAUGACCAGAACUGAUCUUUCAUAGGGAGUCGGGGAGGAUCAGAGAAAACAGAAUGCAUACCAAAAAGAGAACAUGCCAGUUCAGAGGAGAGAACGGCAUUUGGUCUUUGUAUACUAGUUAUUAUGGAGAUGAAAUGGGAUGUUGAACUUUGAGGGAAAGUUCAAAGGUGUUUGAAAAGGAGCAAGAGACUUGAUAUUUGGAUUUCUGCACUUGAUAUGCACAAAGGUUUCCAUACUAAGACACAAAGCCAUUUAUGCUUUUACAUACAAUUACAACAGACCUUCAUUUGUAUUAUUUUACUUUAGCCAAAGAAAGAUAAUGAAACACUCAUACUGAUAAACUCCUGUUGAUUUUUUUGUAGGAUGCUUUGAAACAUUUUCAGCAGUUUUUGCACAAAGCUGAAAUUUUAACAGCUUUUUUUAAUGCUUUUAUCAAUCAUACACCUCACACACACUAACCGGCCACUUUAUUAGGUACACCUGUGCAUCUAUACAUUCAUGCAAUUAUCUAAUCAGCCAAUCAUGUGGCAGCAGUGUAAUGUAUAAAUUAUGCAGAUAUGGGUCAGGAGCUUCAGUUAAUGUUUGCAUCAACCAUCAGAAUGGGUAAAAAUGAGAUCUCAGUGAAUGAGACAGUGCCAUUAUUGUCGAUGCCAGACGAGCUGGUUUGAGUAUUUCUGUAACUGCUGAGCUCCUGGGAUUUUCACGCACAACAGACUCUAGAGUGCAUAGAGAAUGGUGCGAAAAACAAAAAACAACCAGUGAGCGGUAGUUCUGUGGACGAAAACACCUGGUUGAUGAGAGAGGUCAACGGAGAAUGGUCAGAAUGGUUUAAGCUGACAGAGGCUAUGGUAACUACGAUAACACCUCUGUGCAAUUGUAGUGAGCAGAAUAGCAUCUCAGAAUGCACAACACAUCAAACCUUGAGGUGGAUGGGCUACAACAGCAGAAGACCACGUGGGGUUCCACUUCUGUCAGCCAAGAACAGAAAAUUGAGGCUGCAGUGGGCUUACCAUUUGUGUACCUCAGCAGAAAUCCAGAUUUGUCAGACCAGGCAAUGUUUUUCCAGUCUUCAACUGUCCAGUUUUGGUGAGCCUGUGCACACUGCAACCUCAGUUUCCUGUUCAAAGUUGACAGUAGUGGUACACGGAGGGGUCUUCUGCUGCUGUAGCACAUCCACCUCAAUGUUUGACAUGUUGUAAGUUCAGAAAUGCUUUUCUGCAUAGCACUGUUGUAACGCGUGUUUACGUGGGUUAUGGUCACCUUCCUGUCAGCUUGGACCAGUCUGGCCAUUCUCCACUGAUCUCUCAUUAACAUGCCGUUUUCACCCACAGAACUGCCGCUCGCUGGAUGUUUUUUGCAGCAAUCUCUGUACACUCUGGAUAGACUAUUGUGCGCGAAAACCCCAGGAGAUCAGCAGUUACAGAAAUACUCAAACCAGCCCAUCUGGCACCAACAAUCAUGCCACGGUCUAAACCACUGAAUCACAUUUUCCCCCAUUCUGAUGGUUGAUGUGAACAUUAACUGAAGCUCCUGACCCAUAUCUGCUGAUUUUGUACAUUACACUGCUGCCACAUGAUAUGCUUAUUUGAUAAUUGCAUGAAUAACUAGAUGUACAGGUGUACCUAAUAAAGUGGCCGGUGAGUGUAUAGAACCGCUCAACUCUCAAACCACUAUUUAAAGACAGAAUUAAACAUGCCUCCAAAACAUGCACACAGUUUAACUUCAGAUGUUUAGAACUUCUUAGGAAUUGUACUAGUAAGGAGUCCUGCUGAUGAAAUAAGUGUAUGCUGCUUGAUGAGUGAAAAAAAUGACAAAAACAGACUGGCCUUUAUUCCUUAGAUCUUGAUUUGUAUUGCGUGUCGCUUGAUGCCAUAUUGAGGUGUGUUGUAUCUAAAGCGUAUCUUUUUAACAUGGACUUAUUUAUAUUGAAUUAAAUGCAUUGUCCUCCAACACUAUAAUAUUGUAUAAAAUCUUUUG
Molecule: messenger RNA, 3735 nt
Organism: Myxocyprinus asiaticus (Chinese sucker)
Lineage: Eukaryota; Metazoa; Chordata; Actinopteri; Cypriniformes; Catostomidae
Product: solute carrier family 2, facilitated glucose transporter member 4-like
Exons: 11
Coding region: 205-1722 (505 amino acids)
Biological process (GO): monosaccharide transmembrane transport
Cellular component (GO): membrane
Molecular function (GO): hexose transmembrane transporter activity
Source: RefSeq, a predicted model, not a curated record